AUGAGGGCUCUAUCCACAGCGUUGCUGGCCGGUGUGGCCACGGCUGCCAUUGCACCCCAGCAACAACCUCUCCAAUUCCCCAAGACAUUUCCUGUAGAAGCCAAAAAUGUCCUUGACAAGCAACUCCACAAUCUGAAGGAUGCUCUGAAGGGACUUACUGCGGAGGCGGCCGCCAUUUGGGAUGAAGUCGCUAUGAUGUAUCCGGAAGAUAUGUCUGCUGCCAGCUUCUUUUCUUCACCCAAGAAACAUAACCGCCGACCCGACCAUGAAUGGGAUCAUAUUGUUCGGGGGGCAGACAUUCAAAAGAUUUGGGUUGAGAAUGCUGAUGGUGAGAAAGAGCGCCACAUUGAUGGCAAGCUUGACACCUAUGAUCUCCGCGUCAAGUCAGUUGAUCCUAGCGUGUUGGGCGUUGACCCAGGUGUGAAACAAUACUCGGGGUAUCUGGAUGACAAUGAGGACGACAAGCAUCUCUUUUAUUGGUUCUUUGAAUCAAGAAACGAUCCCAAGAACGAUCCUGUGGUUCUUUGGUUGAACGGCGGCCCUGGUUGCUCCUCGCUGACCGGUCUCUUCCUUGAACUCGGCCCAUCUCGCCUUACUGAGAAACUUGAAUUGGUGCAUAACCCUUAUUCAUGGAAUGACAACGCCAGCGUCAUCUUCCUCGACCAGCCUGUCAAUGUUGGUUAUUCGUACUCGAGCUCCAGUGUGUCCAACACGGUGGCAGCUGGCAAAGACGUCUACGCUCUGCUAACUCUAUUCUUCGAGCAAUUCCCCGAGUACGCACAGCAGGACUUCCACAUUGCAGGAGAGUCAUAUGCGGGCCAUUACAUCCCCGUAUUUGCUUCUGAAAUCGCAUCACACAAGAAAACCAAUAUCAACCUGAAGUCAGUUUUGAUUGGCAAUGGUCUUACCGAUGGGUUGACUCAAUAUGAAUAUUACCGACCAAUGGCUUGCGGUGACGGUGGCUGGCCCGCCGUACUUGACAAGCAGUCAUGCCAAGCUAUGGAUAACGCCCUCCCCCGCUGCCAGUCGCUGAUCCAGAACUGCUAUGACAGCGAAAGCGUGUGGUCUUGUGUCCCUGCCAGCAUCUACUGCAACAACGCUCUCCUUGCGCCUUAUCAGCGUACUGGCCAAAACGUCUACGAUGUGCGUGGAAAAUGCAAGGAUAGCAGCAACUUGUGCUACCCUGAACUCGGAUGGAUCAGCAAGUGGCUUAAUGACAAGAGUGUGAUGAAGGCUCUGGGAGUCGAGGUUGAUAGCUACGACUCUUGCAACUUUGACAUUAACCGCAACUUCCUAUUCCAAGGCGACUGGAUGCAACCCUUCCACCGACUAGUGCCAGGCCUUAUCGAGAAGUUCCCAGUUUUGAUCUAUGCAGGUGAUGCGGAUUUCAUCUGCAAUUGGCUUGGCAACAAGGCCUGGGCUGAAGCCCUUGAGUAUCCUGGCCACAAGGAAUUCAAGGCUGCUGAGACCAAGGAUCUCCGGAUCGACGGCAGCAAGAAAGGACGAAAAAUCGGAGAGGUCAAGUCUCAUGGAAACUUUACUUUCAUGCGGAUCCAUGCAGGUGGUCAUAUGGUUCCCCUUGACCAGCCAGAAGCCAGCUUGGAGUUCUUCAAUCGAUGGCUCGCAAAGGAAUGGUUCUAG
This is a messenger RNA of Exophiala aquamarina CBS 119918, 1641 nucleotides long. RefSeq lists its product as uncharacterized. The coding region runs from base 1 to 1641 and encodes 546 amino acids. Gene Ontology annotation, cellular component: fungal-type vacuole. Lineage: Eukaryota; Fungi; Ascomycota; Eurotiomycetes; Chaetothyriales; Herpotrichiellaceae. The record is from RefSeq and is a predicted model, not a curated record. Gene Ontology annotation, molecular function: serine-type carboxypeptidase activity. The transcript has a single exon. Gene Ontology annotation, biological process: proteolysis.